AUGGCAGUCCCCAGCGCAUCCCCGCCGCCACCAAUAACCCUCCUCCUCUUCAACGGCCUCAUAAUCCUCGCCUUCCUCUCAAUCCCCUUCAUCGCGCUCCGCAUACUCUUCCUCCUCCCACCCCUGCGGCCCCCGCCGCGCCCCCGCCGACGUCCAGGUGGAAGUAAUAGCAACAGCACGACCACCACCGAAGGUUCCGCAGCAGCAGCAGCAGCAGCCGAAUCGCUCCUCCUCCAAGGCGCCGAGCAGGAUGAUGACAACGACGACGGCGACGGCGACGGAGAGGGCGACGAAGAGCGCUACCGCAGGCGACACGCGAUACGAGAAGCCACGCGGCUCGUCGUGGUGCUCGGCAGCGGCGGGCACACGGCCGAGAUGCUGGCCAUGCUGCGCAAGCUGGACGCGCGGACCUUCCUGCGCAGCUGGUCGCAGCGGACGUACGUCGUCUCCGAGGGUGACGGGUUCAGCGCGGAGCGGGCGCGGGAGUUUGAGGAGGGGCUGCUUGAUGCGGUGGGGAGGAGGAGGGUGAAGGGGAGGACGAGCAAGGUAGACGGGGAGGAGGAGGCGGGGGCGGAGGAGGCGGAGGCGGAGGGAAAAAAGGACGAACGGAACGGCAACGAAGGAGCAAUGGCGGCGGCGGCAGCAGAGGAGCAGCAGCAGCAGCAGCAGCACAACGCCAACGCCUCCCGCCACAGCGAUGCUGAAAAGGACGAACCCACUCCAGGCACCUACACGCUGCACACGGUCCCCCGCGCGCGCGCGAUCCACCAACCCCUCCUCACCACGCCCCUCUCCGCCCUACGCUGCCUCGCGUCCUGCCUCUCCAUCCUCCACGAGAGCAGCAACAGCAGCAGCGGCGCCAGAUCCCCGCCGCCCGACCUCAUCCUCGCCAACGGGCCGGGCACCGCCGUCGUCGUCAUCCUCGCCGCGGUGCUCCUGCGCUUCUUCGACCUCAACGACGCGCGCGGCACGAGCCGGAUCCGGACCGUCUACGUCGAGAGCUGGGCGCGCGUGACGCGGCUGAGCCUGAGCGGCCGGCUGCUGCUGCCCGUGGUGGACAGGUUCGUCGUGCAGUGGGAAGGGCUGGUCGGGAGGACGGGGGGCAAGGGGGAGUUUUUGGGGGUGUUGGUUUAG
This is a messenger RNA of Diplodia corticola, 1134 nucleotides long. Its product is annotated as glycosyltransferase family 1 protein. Gene Ontology annotation, biological process: dolichol-linked oligosaccharide biosynthetic process. NCBI's taxonomy places the organism in Eukaryota, Fungi, Ascomycota, Dothideomycetes, Botryosphaeriales, Botryosphaeriaceae. The record is from RefSeq and is a predicted model, not a curated record. The transcript has a single exon. Gene Ontology annotation, cellular component: UDP-N-acetylglucosamine transferase complex. The coding region runs from base 1 to 1134 and encodes 377 amino acids.